Messenger RNA from Gastrolobium bilobum, 4182 nucleotides. RefSeq names its product ABC transporter G family member 39-like. The record is from RefSeq and is a predicted model, not a curated record. The transcript is spliced from 20 exons. Gene Ontology annotation, cellular component: membrane. Gene Ontology annotation, molecular function: ABC-type transporter activity; ATP binding; ATP hydrolysis activity. NCBI's taxonomy places the organism in Eukaryota, Viridiplantae, Streptophyta, Magnoliopsida, Fabales, Fabaceae. The coding region runs from base 16 to 4182 and encodes 1388 amino acids.
CCUACGUAUGAUCGCAUGAGAAUAGGGGUUCUGAGACUAAUGCUUGAUAAUGGAAACGUUGUUCAUUGCCAAGUUGAUGUUACCAAGCUUGGGUUGGAGGACAAGAAGCUACUAAUGGAGAGAAUGCUAAAGAUUGUAGAGAAAGACAAUGAAAAAUUCCUGCGUGGAGUCAGAGACAGAAUUGAUAGGGCGGGGAUUAAGAUUCCAAAAAUUGAAGUCCGGUACGAGAAAUUAUCAGUGGAGGGAGAUGUUCGUGUUGGAAGUAGAGCAUUACCUACCUUACUUAAUGUCACUCUCAACACUUUCGAGACUAUUCUGGGCUUGUUUCACCUUGCACCUUCCAAGAAGAGAAAAAUUCAUAUUCUUAAAGAUGUUAGCGGAAUCGUCAAACCAUCAAGGAUGACCCUACUUCUGGGUCCUCCAGGUGCAGGGAAAACAACAUUGCUUCUGGCACUAGCUGGGAAACUUGACCGGGAUUUAAGGGCUCCUGGAAGAAUCACCUACUGUGGUCAUGAACUAAAUGAAUUUAUUGCUAAAAAAACAUGUGCUUAUAUUAGUCAACAUGACCUUCACUUUGGAGAAAUGACGGUGAGAGAGACAUUAGAUUUUUCAGGACGCUGUCUUGGUGUUGGUACGAGGUAUGAAAUGUUGGAGGAACUUUCAAGAAGGGAGAGAGAAGCUGGAAUUAAACCGGACCCUGAGCUUGAUGCUUACAUGAAGGCUACAGCCAUUUCCGGCCAAAAAACCAGUUUGGUAACAGAUUAUAUUCUCAAGAUACUUGGAUUGGAUAUUUGUGCUGACACUAUGGUUGGUGAUGACAUGAAUAGAGGUAUCUCUGGCGGACAGAAGAAACGUGUAACAACAGGAGAGAUGUUGGUAGGACCUGCAAAAGCACUCUUCAUGGAUGAAAUAUCAACAGGAUUGGACAGUUCAACCACUUUUCAGAUUUGUAAUUUCAUGAGGCAAAUGGUUCAUAUCAUGGACGACACCAUGGUGAUUUCUCUUGUGCAGCCACCACCCGAGACAUAUGAACUAUUUGAUGACAUUAUCCUACUUUCAGAAGGUCAAAUUGUUUAUCAAGGUCCACGUGAGAAUGUGCUAGAGUUUUUCGAAAACAUGGGUUUCAAAUGUCCUGCAAGAAAAGGAGUUGCUGAUUUCUUACAAGAAGUAACGUCCAAGAAAGAUCAGCAACAAUAUUGGUUUAGAAGAGAUGAACCUUACAGAUAUGUUUCAGUUUCUGAACUUGCACAGUCCUUCCAUUCGUUUCACAUAGGAGAGCAACUUAUGACUGAUCUUGGGGUUCCCUAUGAUAAGAGACAAACUCACCCAGCUGCCUUAGUGAAGAACCAGUAUGGUAUAUCAAAUUGGGAACUAUUUAAGGCAUGCUGUUCAAGAGAAUGGUUGCUUAUGAAACGUGACAUGUUUGUUUACAUAUACAGGAUAGUACAUUUAACAGUGUUAUCUAUUUUCGGCUUUACUUUGUUCAUUAGAACCGAAAUGCCAGUUGGCACUGUUGAAGAUGGACGAAAGUUCUUUGGAGCACUAUUCUUUUCUCUACUUACUGUGAUGUUUAACGGGUCAUCAGAACAAGUCAUGAUUAUUCCUAGACUUCCUGUCUUUUACAAACAAAGGGACUUCAUGUUCUAUCCUGCAUGGGCGUUUGCAUUACCUAUAUGGGCUCUCAGGAUCCCCAUCUCUCUUGUGGAAUCAGGAAUAUGGAUUAUCCUUACUUACUAUACAAUUGGGUUUGCUCCUGCAGCUAACAGAUUUUUCCGACAUUUCUUGGCAUUAUUUGCGGUUCAUCAGAUGGCUGUCUCUCUAAUUCGGGUCAUUAGUGGAGUUGGUAGAACACCGGUUCUGGCUAAUAUACUGAGUGGAUCGGUCUAUAUGAUUGUAUUUGUGCUUGGAGGAUUUAUGAUCGCCAAAAAUGAUAUUAAGCCAUGGAUGGUAUGGGGCUAUUAUGUUUCUCCUAUGAUGUAUGGUCAGAAUGCCAUUGUAAUGAACGAAUUUUUAGAUGAAAGAUGGAGUAAACCAAAUACAGACCCAAGAAUUGAUGCACCUACAGUUGGAAAAGUGCUUCUCAAGUCCAGAGGCUUUUUCACAGAAGAAUACUGGUUUUGGAUAUGCAUUGGAGCUUUGUUUGGGUUUGCUGUUCUUUUCAACCUUCUCUUCAUUGCUUCAUUGACUUAUUUGAAUCCUAUCGGUGAUUCACAAGCAUUCAUCAUGGAUGAAGGUGACGAGAAGAAUGAAAAGUCAACCUCUAGACGGAAAAAGUUUGAAGGUAUAGGCAUGAAAAUGAAAAAUUCUUCAGAAAUUGCCGGUUCGUCUGAUCAACGAAGAACAGGAAUGAUCCUGCCGUUUCAACCUCUUUCACUUGCAUUCAAUCACAUUAACUACUAUGUAGAUAUGCCUGCUGAAAUGAAGAGUGAAGGAAUCAAUGAAGAUAGACUUCAACUACUACAUGAUGUCAGUGGUGCUUUCAAACCAGGUAUUUUGACAGCACUUAUGGGUGUUAGUGGAGCUGGGAAGACAACCCUCAUGGAUGUCUUAGCUGGAAGAAAAACUGUUGGUUACAUUGAAGGAACUAUCAGCAUUUCGGGUUACGCAAAGAACCAAGUAACAUUUGCUCGUGUUAGCGGUUACUGUGAACAGAAUGACAUUCAUUCUCCACAUGUUACUGUCUACGAAUCGCUAUUGUUUUCAGCUUGGCUUCGUCUUCCUUCAGAUGUAAAGACACAAACACGAAAGAUGUUUGUUGAAGAAGUUAUGGAAUUGGUUGAGCUUAAACCAAUCAGAAAUGCUCUUGUGAGGCUUCCAGGCGUGGAUGGCCUAUCAACGGAACAAAGGAAAAGGCUUACUAUUGCUGUAGAGUUGGUUGCAAACCCUUCAAUCAUCUUCAUGGAUGAACCUACAUCUGGUCUUGAUGCUAGAGCUGCUGCUAUUGUUAUGCGAACUGUAAGAAACACAGUAGACACAGGGAGAACCGUUGUGUGCACAAUUCACCAGCCAAGCAUAGAUAUUUUUGAAGCUUUUGAUGAGCUAUUGUUGAUGAGAAGAGGAGGACGAGUUAUAUAUUGUGGACCUCUUGGUCGCAACUCACAUAAGCUUGUAGAAUAUUUUGAAGCUAUUGCAGGGGUUCCAAAAAUCAAGGAGGGUUAUAAUCCUUCCACAUGGAUGCUUGAGAUUAGCACUCCAUCACUUGAGGCUCAACUUGGCGUGGAUUAUGCGGGGAUUUACGCCAACUCCUCACUUUACCGAAGGAAUCAAGAGCUUAUCAAAGAGCACACUACUCCAGCACCAGGUUCCAAGGACUUAUCCUUCCCAACCAAAUAUUCCCAAUCAUUCUAUGUGCAGUUGAAAGCUUGUUUCUGGAGACAACAUUGGUCCUAUUGGAGAAAUCCUCAAUAUAACGCCGUUCGAUUCUUCUUUACAUUAAUCAUUGGAGUAAUGUUUGGUCUAAUCUACUUGAAUAAAGCCAUAAAAAUCCAAAAACAACAAGAUGUAUUUAAUCUUUUGGGAGCCGUAUACUCUGCCAUGAUGUUCCUUGGAAACAUGAACGCUGCGGGAGUGCAGCCAGUUGUUAACAUAGAAAGAACUGUCUUGUAUCGUGAAAGAGCGGCAGGGAUGUAUUCAACGUUGUCCUAUGCAGUUGGUCAGGUGGCAAUAGAGGCAAUUUAUAACUUGGUUCAAGCAGCCCUUUAUACUGUCCUUCUUUUCUCAAUGAUUGGGUUUGAAUGGAAGGCAGGGAAAUUCUUUUCGUUCUACUACUAUAUACUCAUGUGUUUUAUGUACUACACGUUGUAUGGAAUGAUGACUGUUGCACUAACCCCGAGUUACCAAGUUGCUGUUAUUGGUAUGUCAUUCUUCACGAGCACCUGGAGCUUGUUCUCUGGCUUUGUCAUUCCUAGGACGCAAAUCCCUAUAUGGUGGAGGUGGUACUAUUGGGCUUCUCCUAAUGCUUGGACUAUGUAUGGCCUUAUUACCUCUCAACUGGGUGACAUAAAUGCACAAGUGGAAAUCCCAGGAGUUGGAAACAUGGGGCUGAAGGAAUUACUCAAGGAAAGCUUGGGUUUUGACUAUGAUUUCCUUCCGGUGGUUGCUGCUGUUCAUUUUGGCUGGGUUCUACUUUUCUUGUUUUUGUUUGCCUUUGGCAUAAAAUUCCUGAACUUCCAGAAAAGAUAG